CUCCCGGCCCGUUUGCUAAAAAAAGUGCGACCUCUUCACCGCGUCCGACGAUCCCCCGCCUCGGUUCCCCACCCCGGUCCCUCUCUUCCCCGCAUUUCGCAAUGAUCCAUGCAGCUGCAGCGCCGCGCCGCGGAGGAGGGUCCAGUGACCAGGGCCCGGAUUGAGGGCGGCCAUCAGGGCGCGAGCACGCGCGUUCGACCGGCGGAGGCGGCGAGGGCGGGAUGUCGAGGGCGAACCGGCGUCGCUCCCCGGACCGUCUCGGCGAGCGGGUGGAGUUCAGGUUCUCCAACCUCCGCGCCGUCCAGGUGCCAGUAGUAUCUGACAGGCUGUUAAUUUCUAUAAUCUCAGUGGACACAGGCAAAACAAUUGCCAGGUCCAGUAAAGCUGCUGCUCGAAAUGGAAUAUGUCAAUGGCCCGACUCCAUACUGGAAUCAAUAUGGUUUUCUCAAGAUGAAGCAUCAAAAGAAUUUGAGGAUUGUCAGUGCAGGAUUACUGUUUCCAUGGGAUCAACAAAAUCUGGUAUUCUCGGGGAAGUUUUCCUGAACUUGACUAACUAUCUUAGUUCAGUAGACUCAAUUGCAAUCUCAUUGCCGUUGAAGAAAUGCAAUUCUGGAACAGUUUUACAGCUUAAGAUUCAGUGUCUUGGCACAAAGUCUAAGUCAAGUCCAACCAAUGAUGUUAUGGACAGCAAAACAGACGAUUCUGAUAUCAUGGUUCCCAGGAAUGCGCAUUUUUCAUCAAGAAAUCCUUUAGAUGGUGUUCAUCAAGAUGAAGUUAGAAUUAGGGAUGCAAGCUUCUCAUCAUCUCCUAGGGAUGAUUCCGACGGGGGAUUAUAUAUAGGGAGUUCUCGAACUCCAAGUCAAAACAUGCUGCAAGAGAGUAUAGCUGAGCCAUCCUUAAGUGGUGUUGCUCAUUUAUCAUUAAGGGCAUCUGGUUCAUCCAAAGCUCUCCUUGACACUGCUGAAGAAACAAUUGAGGAACUCCUUGCUGAGGCACAAAUGUGGGAGACCCAUUCUCGCCAAUUGAAAAAUGACCUAGAGACAUUGCAGAAGGAAUGUGAUGAAAAAUCUGUGACACAGUCUGAGCUACUCCUGGAACUUUCUGUUUCACAAGCAGAACAGGAGUCAUUAAGAAAGGAAAUUGAAGAAUUAAAAUCGUCUCUUGAAGUGCCUACAGCACAACAAACUGUUGCAGGAACUACCAAGUCUGGUGAUGUGAUAGACUUCGAGCAUGAACUAAAAGAUGAAGUACAGUUUCUGCGGGAAUCAAAUGAAAACUUGACAAUACAACUGAAGAAGACUCAAGAUGCAAAUAUAGAGCUUGUUUCUAUUCUUCAAGAACUGGAAGAAACAGUAGAAGCACAGAGAGCAGAAAUCUCCACUAUUUCUCAAAUGAGCAAUACAGUUGAUCAUGAGAUUCCCGUACAUGCAUUAUCAGUUCAAGAAGAUGCAGAGUGGGCAAGGAAGUUGUCGCUUAAAGAAAAUGAGAUUGUAGCAUUGAAGGAGAAAUUGGAUCGUGUACUCAAUGUAGAAAAUGUAAGUGGUGCUGGUACUGAUGCUAUAUAUCUUGAACUGGAAAAAGAGAAUGAAUUUCUGAAGAUAAAAAUGGAAGAACUUGAGAAUGAUUGUUCUGAAUUAACAGAGGAAAACCUGGAUCUUAUACACAAGUUGAAAGAAGUAACUGGGGUGGAAGGACAGGAUUCCUGCAUUUCUGAUAUUCAGGAAAUGUUAAAUGCAGAGGAUCUUUCUGGGACAUCAAAAUCUAGAGUAAAAUACCUAGAAAGAAAAUGUGCUGACCUUGAUAUGAGGAUACUGAAAUUUCAAUCGGAGUACCGAGAACUAGAAGAGAAGUUCCAAAAAAGCCAAGAGGAGAUAAAAGAGAGAACUCUUGAAUUAUCUGAACUAAGAGAUAACCUUAGCAAUUCACGUGUUAUGGAACUAGAGGGAAGGGAAAUCGAUGUUGCAAGCGGUCACCGAUCAGGAAGUGAAGAACUUGGAGAUACUGAAUCUGAGUUGAAUUUGCUAAAGGAUACAAUUCAGCUCAAAGAAAAAGAGAUCGAAGGCUUGCAUCAUUCUAAACUAGAAAUGGAAACCUUCAUACAUAAUGUUCUUGAACGGAAGAUACAUGAGCUUGAAAGCUGCAAAAUAGAACUAGAAUUGCAUAUAUCGAGGCUGGAAGAUGAAAAGUUUGAAUUAUUGGAGUCCAUUUCUGGAGUGGAGGCUGAGUUGAAUAAUCUGACAAGUGAGUAUGAAUCAUGUAUAGUGCAAAUGGAUGAUUCUAGAACACUUAUAAUAGAUCUCAAGGAUAAAGUAGAAUGGCAGCAAGCAGAGUUGGAAGCUCAAAAGGUGGAGCUAAAGCAAAAACAACUAGAGUUUCAGAAAAGAUUUUCAGAAGUCCAUGAGGAUUCAGAGGCUCUAAGAAGAUCAAAUGCUAAACUACAGGCUAAAGUUGAUAAUCUUGUUGAGGAGUGCAGUUCUCUUCAAGCAUUGACGGAUGAUCUAAAGAAGCAAAAGUUGGAAUUGCAUAGCUCUGCUACACAACUAGAGCAGGAACUGGAGCACUCUAAAAGAAAGACAACAGAAUUUUGCAAAACUGUGGAGUUCCUAGAGGCAAAACUUUCUUCAAUUCAGAAAGAUAUAUCUUCAAAAGAGCAAUCUUUUCUCUUGGAACUGGAGAAUGUAUUUCAGGAGCACAAGGAGCAGGAAGAAAGGAUAAGUCGUGCUCAUUUCCUUUUAAAUAAGAUCGAGAAAGAAAAAAUAAUCGAGGUAGAGAAUCUUGAGAGGGAGGUCUUGAGCCUUACUGCACAGUUGUCUUCAACACAUGAGGAGCGAGAAAGUUCCACUUUGGAUACUAUUCGUGAGGCCUCCAUCCUUCGAGCAGACAAGACAAAACUUGAGGCUAAUCUUAAUGAUGUCAGUGAACAAUUGAGACAUUACGAGUGUCAGUUGGAAGAUAUACGUAAGGAGUCUAAAAGCAAGAUUAAAUCCCUUGUUGAUUCACUCAAUGCAUCGAAACAGAAUGAAGAAACGCUGAAAACAGAUGCUGAGGAUAUGAGAAGGUUGAUGGAAGCUACUAAAUCUAAUGAAGAAAAAUUAAGAACAACUUCAAAUGAACUAGAACUGAAGUUUAAAACUAGCAAUUUUGAGAAACAACAAAUAAUGGAAGAAAAUUCUGGACUAAAAAAUCAAGUCCAGAAAAUAGCAGGCCUGCAAGAUGAACUUUUGAAACUGCAAAGUACCCUUGAUGAGGCUAAGUUUGAAAAGGGAAAACUUGAAGAGCUACUUCGGUUGUUGUCUGAAGAAUGUGAUGAACUAAAGGUACAAAAGGCCGUGUUAACAGACAAAGUCUCACACAUGCAGGAUACUUCCAACAAUAUUGAUGAAGAAAAACAAAGUAAAACAUCCAUGCAAGCAAAGCAUGAGAGAAGCACAAAACAGGGGAACAAUGAUCUAGCUACUGACAACGGAGGUUGUUCUCCAGUUAAUGAGGAACCAGACCUGCAAACAAAGAUCAAAUCACUGGAAAGUAGACUUGCCGAGGCUCUGGCGGAAAAUAGCAUGUAUAGGGCACAGCUGAAAAGUCCCAUGCCAGAGGGGCAAUCUGAGAGCAGGGAUGGCGAAGAGAAAAAUGAUGACAAAAUAGCACAAUUGGAGUCAGAACUAAAAGACAUGCAGGAUCGGUUGCUCAACGUGAGCAUGCAGUAUGCGGAAGUAGAGGCUCAGCGGGAGGAAUUAGUGAUGGAGCUUAAAAACGUAAACGCAAAGAAGGGACGGUGGUUCUAGCAAUUAGUGACAGAGCUCAAAACCUACUGGGUGCCAUAGUUGUUAGGCCUACAGAACACAGCACAGUGAUGGAAGCCUUUUGUUUUGGGGACCAAGGAUAGGAGCUCUGUCAUUCAUAUCAAGAAGAAAACACACCGCUCGCAAAAGGAAGAAAAAAGACAUAUCCUGGAAGCAUGUUGUCAAAAAAAUGGCAGAGGUGUCCAGAUCCUCGGGGCUGCCAUCGGGAGAACUGAGCAAGUGCACCAAGGUCACGGGCUCUCCAGUCCGAGACACAAAUCGUACAACAAUUCGCAGAACCUGGGAUGCCCUGAUACACAUCGACAGCGGUCAUGUUUUAAACUUUCAGUACUAUGUGACUAUGCGGGUUAGUGACAACUCAAGUUCAUUUGACCACACAGAGAUCACCCUGCCUUCUAGACACCAGGCAACAUAGCUGUUGUAGAUGUAGUUCCUCCUGUCCUGUGAACUGUGCCUGGAAAAGGGAUUAGUUAGAUGGUAAAUACUAGUUCAUCUCACUCUUCAAAGAACUUGUUUGGGACUGUUCGUUGACGUAUACAUAUGAUUUGUCUUUGCUUA
Panicum hallii is the source of this 4358-nucleotide messenger RNA. RefSeq names its product myosin-3-like. The transcript is spliced from 11 exons. The record is from RefSeq and is a predicted model, not a curated record. Bases 222 to 3782 code for a protein of 1186 amino acids. Lineage: Eukaryota; Viridiplantae; Streptophyta; Magnoliopsida; Poales; Poaceae.